CAUUUCAUGCAAAAAUGUUUUUCUCUAAUUGGUUUCUUUUCACAGGGAGGAAGUUUUUAAACUCAGUUCCCCACCGUAUGUAUUCACUGCCAUGCAUGCGAUGUUUCCCUUAAUCAGCUUUAUUUUCUCCAUUUAACAGAGAUCACUCUCUUUCAUCUCUGCUAGAAAUGCUAUUUACCAAAGAAAACUCUCACUUAAGUGCAAAUGAACUAAAAAGUAAGCAGUUUGUAAAGCUGUUGUCAUUUCGUGCCUGUGAUGAGGUUGUUUGGAAAAUAUCCACUACUGGAGACAGUGAUGAAAAACCCAGAUAUGCUUAAUUUACUAAGUUAUUUACUGAACUGCUUAGCAAUUCAAACUCCUUGCAAUUGCACGGCAACAAACCUGGACAUGUGAAUAAAUUAACUGCUAAGCUUUUCCUUUUAAAGUGUCAUGCCUUUAAGCUCACGGGGCCUGAGUUGAUCUUCGCCGAUUGAUGAAGAUAUUUACUAUGAUUAGUGAAGCGAUGUAUUGCGACCUCCACAUUCCCCCUGGGCUGUUUUGGUUCGGUGGUAUAAUGCUUUUGCUGUGCAAUGUUGACCCACCAAAUUUCAGUAUUAAAAUGUUUUCUUUUAGAACAGCUCGGCAGUAAGAUUUACUUAAGUACUCAAGGAUUUUUUUCCGGAAUUGCAACAAAAGAUGUUGCGUCAUGAGGCAAACAAAUCAAACAUAUUGACAAGACUGAACUGAAAAAGGCAUACAAAUCUAAUUCAGCCAGCUAAAGAUAUUGGUUUCACUUGCCGCCUUUUCACACUGUUUUCCAGGUGAAUUUUAAGCAUAUUCAUAUGUUAUGCUAAAAUUGUGUUGUGUCUCCGAGUGUGUUCUGCUAACAAUAGGUACUAUGAGUCACAUUAACGAGAAAAACUCUACAGAAGGAUAAAAAAAUAGGUUGUAGCUUAUUUGAAUAAUCGAAUAUCGUAUCAGAAUUGUGUAUAUAGAUGGAAUAUGCAUAAUUCAUUGCCACUACAACGACCUCAAUUUGUUUUUACUAUUUUACUUAGACCAAGAGGAAAUAAAGUAAAAUUCGGUGGAAAAUAAAUUAAGAAUCCUAUUUUCGUAAACCCGCGAGGGAUUUGUAACCUUCGCCUGUACGAUUCGCUACUACGUACGAAACAUUCCUGUUUAGAAAGAGAUAUAAACGACUGGCACAUGAAAAAUAAUACACACAUCGAUAAUCCUGUUUCCAUUUUUAAGGGAGGAAGCGCUCGACUGGACAUAAAUAAGGCUUGCAAAUUUCUUUUACUUGUUUAUCUUCCACAACAAUGCAGGGAUAGGAAGCCAAUCGUGUCAAAAGUGACAUUGUGUUUGGAGUGAGGCCCUGAAGUUACGCUGUGCCGCUGGUUAGAUGCUAGAAUCGAUUGAAAUUUACUACUACUGCUACUACGACAUCCGAAACUAAACCCAACAUGUCACGGUGCUCAGAAAGGGCAGUCGACAAGUUCGAGUGAAUGCCUCGCGCGUCAGUCACUCAUUAAAUUUAUAUUCUGUCAUUCAAUACAAAGAGAACUGUAGAUCGUGGCCUUCAUGUGGGGAAACCACGAUGGUGACUGUCAUAACAGACAAGCUAAAAAAUCAAUCGCUUGAGGACCUCCCCAGCGAUGAACCCGAGAUAAAUGCAUUACAGCUCCGAGCCAUCUCUUCCCGGAAUAACCACGUUUCAGAAUGUCCUCUCGCUCACUGUCUGCGUAGAGAUGUACGACAGAUAUUUGGUCAUUCAAGGACGCGAAGUUAUCCUUCUCAUCGACCCGGACGAACAUACUGCAAUAACUGCUCUGUGACCGAUUCAUCAGCUAUGCACAGUACCACUCAGCCACCCGCAAAUAAGAAAUUAUGUUCUUCUCUGUCGCUGCCGGGGAGUACAGAGGUACAAUCGUUGUGGGCUCCGCGAGCUUCCGCGGUAUGGCAACCUGUAGAAAACUGCGGGAAAAAACCACGAUCGGUAUCAUGCCCGGACGACAAAUUUAAAUUGGCCGAGCUGCUGUGGAUAAACAACGAAGUGGAAUCUAUAUCAACACCUCCUGCCUCGCCAACACCAAGACCUGCUUCAGCAGAUGCUACCCUUGGGGAAAAACACCUUUUUAUGAAAAACGAAAGUCCAAAAUCUGAUCCUACUGGGAGUAAGAUUAACGAGAAUAGAGACUUGAACUUUAACUGGAAACCGAAUCUGUCAGGUUUGCACAGAAGCCGUUCUCAACCCUGUUUCGAUCGCAGGAAAAGUGGUGUAAAAAGAAGAAUUGAAGACGAUUUCGACUCACACAGACCUGCCUUAGACUUGGAGAAAAUGGAAGAGACGUCCUAUUUUCGUUGCCAGAACAGAAAAAAAGGACUACGGAUACCAAAAUACAUGAAUAAAAAGUGUUCAAGGGAAUUAACAAGCUACUUUGCUGAGUCUGAGAACUUCACGCUGAAACCAAUCACCUCUUCGCCUCUGUACGCUUCAGUCAGUAGUGUUAUGAUAACCCCGACUUCAUCGCCAACAAAACAGCUGGAUUCCGAGAUCGAAAUCAUUGAAGACCUCAAAGGACAAAACAAGUUAUCAGACCUCCAGAAUGACGGAUUACACAAUUUAAACCCCAAAGCUCAGGACGAAGGAAUCUUUCCUAUAGAUUACAAUUCCGACCUUGAUUUGAAUUCUAUCGAAGACGAUCUUUUUUUAGAAGAGAUGUAACUUUGGGAUGUGAAGUAUUUUAAACUUUUAAAGUUUGUAAAUGAAAUCUACGUGGACACUUUCAAAACAAACAUUAAUUUAUUAACUUGUAUUUAGAUCCCGGAGUUUUAUAAUCUCCGUGAAUAUAUCCAUGUAGAAAAACAGUUCUUGUAUAUUUUUGCAUAUAUUAAGACUACAAAACGUUGAGAACA
Molecule: messenger RNA, 2895 nt
Organism: Pocillopora damicornis (cauliflower coral)
Lineage: Eukaryota; Metazoa; Cnidaria; Anthozoa; Scleractinia; Pocilloporidae
Product: protein FAM53A
Biological process (GO): protein import into nucleus
Cellular component (GO): nucleus
Source: RefSeq, a predicted model, not a curated record